GCUUCCAGUUUUUGUUGCGCAUUCAAGUGGAACACAUCGGGGCUUUUUUCACUGUGGAAAAAUUUGGGCGUCGGCCAUUUUUGAGCGACACUCAUUCGCUUCCUCGCCUCGCAUUUGACACAAGGAGGCUUUACUGGAGUCUUCACAAAAUAUUUUCGUAGUAGACAAACAAAAUAACCAUGGGGAAGCCUGAAGACGAAGUACAGGGAAAUGUGGAUCUGGUUGAUAAUGAAGACACCGGGGGAGAUGAGAACCAGGAGAGAGGCAACUGGUCCAACAAGUUUGAGUUCAUCCUGUCCUGUACAGGGUACGCUGUUGGCCUGGGUAAUGUCUGGAGGUUCCCCUAUCUGUGCUUCCGCAAUGGUGGAGGUGCUUUCCUGAUCCCCUAUGUCAUCAUGUUGGCCUUUGCUGGCCUGCCUCUGUUCUUCCUUGAGGUCAGCUUUGGCCAGUACUGCAGCCAAGGACCUAUCACCUGUUGGAGAGCUGUUCCCAUGUUCAGAGGCGUUGGAUAUGGCAUGCUGAUUGUUUCAGCUUACGUAGGCAUCUACUACAAUGUGAUCAUCAUGUACACCCUGUACUACAUGUUUGCCUCCUUCACUGCCAAGUUGCCCUGGAUUGGCUGCGGCAAUACCUGGAAUACAAACAUGUGCUCUGACAUCGUGAGUGACUGCCUGGCAGCUGGUGGGCUCGUUAGCAAGAACAACACUUGCCUACGGAUUGCUAACUUGACCGCAGAUGAGUUGCAAAUGUAUAAUAUUACUAUGGAUAGUGCAGGCAUGUUUGAUCGGACGAACUAUACUGACCCUUUCAAGGAUGAUCGCCAACGUCCAAGUGAGGAAUACUGGAAGUUCAGUGUUUUGCAAGAGGCACCUAGCAUCGGGGAAACAGGCACUAUUCUGUGGCAGUUGCUUCUGUGCCUCCUCCUGGCCUGGAUUAUCAUCUAUCUCUGCCUCAUCAAGGGAAUCAAGUCAUCUGGAAAGGUGGUGUACUUCACUGCAACCUUCCCCUAUGUUGUGCUUGUGAUCCUUUUGGUUCGUGGAGUCACUCUGCCUGGCUACUUUGAUGGUGUUCUCUUCUUCAUCAGUCCCAAGUGGGAACGAUUGGCUGAACCACAGGUGUGGUUGGAUGCAGCCACCCAAAUCUUCUUCUCUCUCAGUGCUGCGUGGGGUGGUCUUAUCACCUUGGCCUCCUACAACAAGUUCCAUAACAACUGCUACACGGACUCGGUUCUGGUGGCCACUCUGAACUGUGCCACUAGUCUCUUUGCAGGCUUCGUCAUCUUCUCUAUCAUGGGCUUCAUGGCUAAUGAGCUGGGCACCACAGUCGAUCAGGUUGUGGAUCAAGGUUUUGGCUUGGCCUUCAUAGCUUAUCCUGAGGCAGUAGCUCGUCUACCUGUCUCCCCUCUCUGGGCCAUCCUCUUUUUUGUCAUGUUGCUGACUCUGGGUCUGGACAGUCAGUUUACCAUUAUGGAAACUGUGGUGACAGCUAUUGUGGAUGAGGUUCCAAGCCUUCGCAAGAAGAAGCCACUGGUCAUGCUGGCAGCCUGCGGUGUCGGUUUCAUCCUUGGCUUCACCUGCAUCACCAAUGCUGGACCGUACUGGGUGUCUCUCAUGGACAGCUAUGGUGCCGGUUUUGCCCUGCUCAUCUAUGGUCUCUGCGAGUGUGUUGCCAUCAGCUGGCUGUAUGGCAUCAAACGCUUCAAGAAUGACAUCCGCACCAUGAUUGGUGAUGGCUGGGUGGACUUUCCACUCUUUAUCUGGUGGCCUCUCAACUGGUGUUGCAUCACCCCAGCUCUCCUCUCUUUUGUGUUGAUGUUCAACUGGAUGAAUUGGUCCGAGCCAUCAUACAAUGGACCCUACCCCACCUGGGCUCAGGCCAUUGGCUGGAUGAUGAUUCUCAGCUCACUGAUCUGGAUCCCUGUUGUCUGGGUCUUUGAGUUCAUCCGUACCCCAGGCAACCUUGCUCAGCGUUGGGAGGCCAUGUCCAAUCCCCGUGAGAACUGGGGCCCAGCACUGGGUAAGUUCCGCCUGGAGGCUUACCAGACCCACAAGAGAGAGAAGACUACCUUCGGCGGUCGACUGAAUCCCACCGGUUACAUCUACGACUCCAGCCGCACGGCUGAGAUGGGCAAAGUCCCAAAUGUCUACUACACUCCUGGAAUUGCCAACAGUGGCUUCGAUAACCCGAUGUAAGCAAAAGUCAAGACAAGGAAGCCAUGUACCCGAUUGAUACUUGUAUUAAGUAUUGGAUCUUGCAAGGGCGCGUAUUCCCCGGCAGAUAUGAUUUUUGUAAUAACAAAGGGGUUGGAGAGAGAAAACUUACAGUGAACUAAAUUUCCUAGCAUUUAAAAGUGUGCCUCUUUGUUAGAUGAUGUUUAUAAGGCUGAGUUAUAUGAUAGUAUGGUCAUAAUGGAUCGACCCUCAAAUACCCACACUCCAAUAAAUUCAAUGGAGAUUCAUUUCACUUGAGAUCACGCCAAUAAUUGCAAUGAUAUUGUCACACUUCGUGAAAGAUAUAGUUUGGGAUGACCGUGAUAAAUGCUGAUCUCUUUGGAUAGUAAAACGUUAAUUACAAAGACUUGAGGCUGAGUUGUGAUAAAUCACUUUGGAUACCGACUAUACGUAUAAUAAAUCACUUAGGUUUUUGUAUUGCAGAGGUCUGGAUUACAACAUGUGCAAUGACUUCCAUGUGCAUGUAGCUAGUGGGGAAUCUAUUAGAACACUGCAAAUGAUAUUUUACCAGUAAGAGUAUGUACAUACAGAAGGUGGUGAUGGUUAAAUUUGCCAUUUCUAAACAUUUUGGACCAGAUGGCUGCGGCAAGCAUGACAAUUAUGAGCUCACUUUUGAACAGGACAGUGGAACCUAGUCAUAGAUUACUUUCUCUGCUUCAUCAGUUUUAAUUUAACAGUAGACAAAGUAUGGAAAUGUUAUGUAGGAUAGUGAUUCAACAAAGCAUUCUUAAAAAUCUUUUUUCCUUAACCACUUCAUGCCACGGUUCCUGGUACCGGAGACUUUAGGUUUAUACGCAUAGCUGGGGGCCCCGAAAUCACACGAAGGAGCUUGUAACAAAAGACCAUACUCCGAACAAUAGACCAAGCUGCUGUGAAUUACCAACUUUUUUCAGUUGUCAACAGCGGAAGUAAUCUGUCGUUGUUUUAAAACAGUAUACCACUAUUUGUGGCAUUCAGAGAAAGUGGAUUAUCACCAGGGACAAAGGUGUCCAGCGAUGAGCGAUACAGUGCCGCUGCAUGCUAAUCUCGCUGCAUUUGAAAAGAUGCCAGCAGCGCACCACACUGGGCCAAUUUUGGGAACAAGGGAAAUUACGCAACACUGUACAAUCUGGGGUCUCUACAAGAUGACAGGCCUGGCUGAAAUACUCGGGUGUCAUUACAUGUUGCCUGUCAGAUUAGAGUGGCCACCAGACCUGAAGUGAACAGUAUUUCAUGAUAAAAAAAAACAAAUUGAAAUUAGGAGCUUGGGGACCAGACUAUGGGGUAUUUUACCUUUACAAAACAUACAAAGUUUGUAACUAAUUAAAAUAGAAAAUAUGCACUACUUCAUGCAAGUACACUAAUUUCACCAUUGUUGAACACAGGCGCACACUUCUGUAGUGAAUGUAAUGGGUUAUAAAUACCUUAGAGUAUUUUUCUACAUGAAGUGAAACUAAUUUUUGCAAUCUUAAAUGUUACCAUUAGCAAAAUACAAGUAUUGUGAAUUUGUAGAAAACUUAGAUUAACUUUACAUGAAGUGAUGUGUGUAUAUUUGGAAAGAAUUUUAGCAUGUAAAACAAGAAAAGCAAAUUUGGUGUGUACUAUACAAUUGGAUGAAAACGUAAGGACCGUUUUUGGUGUUUUCUUUUCGACUGUAAUGUUUUUGUUUAAUCAAGUCAAUGUAAUAAAGGGUAGUUUUUGGUGUAUGAACA
Messenger RNA from Acanthaster planci (crown-of-thorns starfish), 3922 nucleotides. Its product is annotated as sodium- and chloride-dependent glycine transporter 1-like. Gene Ontology annotation, biological process: sodium ion transmembrane transport; amino acid transport; nitrogen compound transport. Gene Ontology annotation, cellular component: plasma membrane. Lineage: Eukaryota; Metazoa; Echinodermata; Asteroidea; Valvatida; Acanthasteridae. The record is from RefSeq and is a predicted model, not a curated record. Gene Ontology annotation, molecular function: glycine:sodium symporter activity.